CGUCACCGUAGUUAUUUGCUCCGAGGCUCCGAGCCGUGGAAUCCGAGUUCGCGAGCCGUUGUCGCGACGGCCCGUGAUAGCGUCUCCCUCGCAGCGGGUCACGUAGGCAGGCCGUAAUCGUUCCUCGACGAUUGCCGCGAGCGGGCCGAGGACAUUUGGUGCGCGGUCUCAGGCUCUUUUUCCCCAGGUCUGUGCUCACAGGGUGCCGACGGGCGACCACGUCGGGGGCGCGCGCGCGCGCGCGAAGGAGGAACAGCGGGAACAAUCGCGUGGAAUAGAGCGGAAUCGCGAACGGCGACGAAUCGUCCGUGCGGAACACGCCGUGUUUUGACUUUUGGCCGCGAGUGUUGGCAUAACUUAACAGGCCGCCGCGAAGAGGAGAAGACCAAGGUGGAGGUGGCGACCGUGCGACCGUUCGCUGGACGUAACCGCGCGAUUCGCGAUUCCAGCAACCGGUGUUUAGCAACGGAGUUUCCGACCGACCGCCUAUAUUUUGUCCUGUAACACAAUCUAGUUCUAUCUCUCUCUCUCUCUCUUUCUUUCUCUCUCUCUUGUCCUCUCUCGACACGGGCGCCGCCGCCGCCGCCGCCGCCGCCGCCGUCGUUGUUCGACGCCGCCCCCGCUGACGACGACGACGACGACGACGACACAGCCGCGCGAAUCGCAGGUUAUGUCAAGCGGAUUGGCAGGCGCUGUCUCGAACCAGCGGAUGAAAGGACAAACCGGCAAUCAAGUGAGCAAUGGUCCUAAGGAACACCAGCAGCAACAACAGACGGAGCAUGCCGCUGGCGAGGACACCGGCUUCGAUUCGUGGCGAGGUGGCAACAAUGCUCAGCAUCACUCGAGUUAUCCGAUCGGUACCGGCGAUCCGUACAGCCCGUACUACCCCGGUACAUCGUUCCCUUAUCAGACCUUCGGCGCCGGAGAUGGCACGUGGUCGAACGGCACCGACCCGGUCGCCUUUCUCUCGGGUUACGGCGGCCAAAUAAGCCACGAUGCUUACGGCGCGAUGGACGGCAUGUUCUCGGCGUCAGCGGCCGGCGGCGGUUUCAGCGCGUUCGGUCAGCCGCCGUUCAACUACUUUCACGGCAACGGCGACUUUAGCGCAUGGGGCACACCGAGGAGGACCAAGUACGAGGAUUACUAUCAACCGCCGCGCGGCAACGAGAGCUAUGCCAAUCCGGCGGCGAGCGGCACCGGCGAGAUCAAGAGCAUCGAGCAAAGCGUGCAAGGUCUGUCGAUCGGCGGCGGCGGCGGCGGCGGCGGCGGCGGCGGUGGCGGUAGCGGCGGUGGUGGUGAAUUACCACGACAGGAUCAACAGCAUCUGCAACAACAAACUACGGCACAGCAAAUUAAGCCUGAGCCGAAGGAACCUAGAAAAAUCACGUGGGCGAGUGUGGCGAGCCAGCCGGCAAAGCCGGUGCCGCCGCUCUCGUCCACGCAGGGGAUGAAGAAGAAAGCGGGCAUGCCACCACCGCCGAUUGUGCCGGGCAAACAUAACAUGGACAUCGGGACGUGGGGCGAGGGCAAGUCUUCCGCGCCGCCGCCGCCGCCUACGGCGCCGCCACCACCGCAAGUGCAGCCACCGAUUCCGCCACCUCCGCCGCCUGUUCAGAGGCAACAGCGACCGCAACAGCAACAGCAGCAGCCGCCUCAGCCUUGCUGGAAUAGGCAACCAUCCAUGGCGGCGACAGCGACACCACCGCUCCCACAAACGCAAAUCCACAUGCCGCCACAGUCGCAGCAGCAGCAGCAGCAGCAGCAGCAGCAGCAUCAACAUCAACAGCAGCAUCACCAUCAUCAUCACCAUCAUCACCAGCAUCAACAACAACAACAACAACAACAACAGCAUCAGCAAUCACAGCAGCAUCAACAGCAACAACAGCAACUUUCACAGAGCAACCCGUCGCAUCCAGUUCUCGACGAACUGAAAGUGAAGAAUGAUUACAAUCCCAUAGAUUUCGAUCAGACCGCGCCUGGUGCCAGGUUCUUCGUGAUCAAAUCUUAUUCGGAGGAUGACAUACAUCGAUCCAUCAAGUAUGAAAUCUGGUGCAGCACGGAACACGGCAACAAACGGCUGGAUCAGGCUUACCGAGAGGCGAGUCGCGAGGGCGCUCCCCUUUAUCUGUUCUUUUCUGUCAAUGGGUCCGGUCAUUUUUGCGGCAUGGCACAGAUGGUCUCUCCCGUCGACUACCAGUGCAACAGUAGUGUCUGGUCACAAGACAAGUGGAAGGGUCAGUUUCGCGUCCGUUGGAUAUACGUGAAGGAUGUUCCUAAUGUGCAACUGCGACACAUUAAGCUCGAGAACAAUGAGAACAAACCGGUGACCAAUUCGCGGGACGCGCAGGAAGUCCCUCACGCGAAGGGCGUCACGGUGCUACGUAUCCUGCAUACCUAUCGUCACUCUACAAGCAUCUUCGACGAUUUCGGGCAUUACGAGCGCCGUCAGGCCGAGGAGGAUCAGCGCAAGGUCCCGAGCAACCCCGUACAGCAUCAUCAUUCUUCCUCCAAUCACAGAAACAGAGGGCACGCCUCGGACAUGUCCAGAGAUCACCAUCAGCAUGGUCAUCAGCCUCACCUGCAUCAGCGAAAGGAGCGCGGCCGUAGUGGCAGAGGAGGUUCGCGUCAGUAGCGCUGGGUAUCGCGGAAACGUAUUACCGUUACUAACAAGAGUAAUCGACGUAAAAGGAGCACGCUGCGACUAAUUAUCACAUUCUACCACUUAUCUUUGCUUUCCCGGAUCCAUGAUAGGCUUCGUCUGAUUUCCCGUGACCGAACAACAACACUCGUCGUCGACAUCAUCGGCCGCGUUGUUCUUUCGUUGAAAUGAUUAAUCCGGUAAUGAGAUAACAUUAGCGUCGCGUCGGCAUCAUCGUAAAAUAAUAUGUAACCGCAACUAUUAUGACAAUGAGAGAGAAAAGCAGGAUGUGAAUAAGGAGGAAGAUCAUACACUAUUUCGAAGGAUAUUUGGCUAAACUCACUGACGAUCGUAAUGCGUAUAGUGUGGUGCUGCGUGCUAUUCAUCGAAAGGUGUUUCUUAAACGUACAAAUCAUGCAAUGGAACAGAAGACGGGGGAGAGAGGGGAAGAAACGAGACGCGCGGUCUAUAAAAGAAAAAGAAAAAAAAAGAUAAAAAAUAAAAACUGUAAUAUGUGGACUAAUCCUUGUAAAAUGCUUACAUUUUUGUUGAAAAUGAAAAAAAUCUAUACAAGAACUACUAUAUUAUAUAAACAA
Molecule: messenger RNA, 3234 nt
Organism: Formica exsecta
Lineage: Eukaryota; Metazoa; Arthropoda; Insecta; Hymenoptera; Formicidae
Gene: Ythdf
Product: YTH domain-containing family protein 3-like
Exons: 4
Coding region: 671-2632 (653 amino acids)
Biological process (GO): mRNA destabilization
Cellular component (GO): cytoplasm
Molecular function (GO): N6-methyladenosine-containing RNA reader activity; mRNA binding
Source: RefSeq, a predicted model, not a curated record